AUGAGCGACAUUCCUCAACAAUUCCUUCAUCCAACAGUCGGUGACAAGAAUCGUGCAACUCUUAGCCGUGCAUACGGAAUUACGAUUACGUGGCACGCCCCAGGAGUACAGGAGGCGUCGUGCAACCAGAAGGCUUCUCACCACCCUUCUCGGACUGUAAGAUCCACGGCUUACGGUAGCUUCCGUAUCUCCGAGUGGACCAGGAUUCUCGCUCCCAAGUCGAGAAACCCAGCCCUCUAUACUUCGACCUCAGCAUCUCAUAAGCUUGAUAAAAAGAUUGCAGACCUUUCCCCCGCCUUCGAAUCAUUCCACGACAGUGUAUAUUCCAGGGAUGCAAACAAGAACGACUCCACGUACGAUAACUCAUAUGCUGGCCCUGAUUUAUCCAAAAGAGGCCUUUACAAACUGGGACAAAACUCCCCGAGCGAUGCCAGCAUCUUACAACAAGCCUACUUGGACAUGGUACAGGUUGUGACCUUCGUUGCCGCGAAUCCUAAUCCUCAAGUCAUGGCACGUUACUUCAGUCCAGCUGAUGCCGCGGACGUUACUGCUAUCUUCAACACUGUCCGCUUGAUGGCCCAGCCUGGUGGAUUCCCUAAUCCCCUAGCUGACGUUCUCCCAAUUUGGACGGACCUGUCAGACAUCACCGUGGUUCACACGAACGGUAUCAAGGAGCUUGGAACCCUGGCCGAGUCAGACCGUACGAAUAUAGGAAUAACAACCGGGCAGAUCAUCAACGUUUACGAUUUCGGAUGGACGGCGUUAUGGCAGCGACUACUGGGUGAUCUUCAAUGUGCGCGUGACAUUGGGCCAAAAACCAAUUACAAGAUGCAUUUCCUAGGGACACUUCUUCUUCACGAGACACUACACUUCGACGUUGUGACUUUCCUCGCAUGGGGAGUGGGUGUAGGGGGCCCAUAUCUCGAUGAUCAAGCUGGCAGCUUCCCCUGCCUGUCGAAAGCCUACGGACCUUGGGAAGCCAUCCAACUUUUGGGAAGGGAUCCAGCUCUGGCCAAGAUAAACAUCGAGAACUACGUUUGGUACGCUCUAGAAACCUUCUGGCUAAAUCGAUGUCCCGGCCGGGCUCCUGGGAACAUGUUCACAGCGCCGAAGAAUAACGACAUUCCAAACGUCUGCAAGCAGGGUUUCAAGGGGGCCCUUGCAAGUAUAUGGUGUUGGAUAUCUUGA
Letharia columbiana is the source of this 1188-nucleotide messenger RNA. RefSeq lists its product as uncharacterized. Bases 1 to 1188 code for a protein of 395 amino acids. NCBI's taxonomy places the organism in Eukaryota, Fungi, Ascomycota, Lecanoromycetes, Lecanorales, Parmeliaceae. The transcript has 4 exons. Gene Ontology annotation, molecular function: metallopeptidase activity. The record is from RefSeq and is a predicted model, not a curated record.